UGCUUCUCGAAGCAAACAAUCUCCGGGAUAUGUUCGCCAGCAGAUUCCAACAGGGCGAAAGAUCUCAUUUGGGACAAUCCGCUUGGGCCAGCACCAAUGAUGGCGAUUCGUGGAGUAACUGGACGAUCCAUGAUUCGAUUCAGAUUUGUUUACUGACUGAAGUUGAAAAAUCAUCCGCUUGGCGGAUUGGGCGCUGCUUAGCAUGACCGGAAGCAGUUCUAGCGUCGAUUGGACGCCAUUUUCUUGAGCGGAAUAAUCCGGAUUGCAGCAGGUGGUUACCACUUUUAAUAGCAAAUAUUCAUUCCACGUCUUCAAGUUUGAUUUAAAAAUCAUCUUCUGUUUGCAACUAGUUGUUGUACACUGUGUGCCUCUCAAAAGAAGUGCUACAGGAUAUUUUUUCAAAAUGGGACCGAGUAGUGGGGUGCAGGAAUACUGCUUAAGAUGGAACAACCAUCACAGCACGCUAGUGUCUGUGAUGGAUGCUCUUCUUCAAAAGGGUAGCUUGGUUGAUGUUACAUUGGCUGCCGAAGGAAAGUCUAUUCAAGUGCACCGUUUGGUUUUAUGUGCCUGUUCAAAUUACUUUCAGGAACUACUCUCAUUACAUUGGGAUAAACAAGCUGUUGUAUUCCUAAAAGAUGUCAAGUUUGAUCACUUACAAGCACUGGUAGACUACAUGUACAGGGGAGAAGUAAAUGUAUCCCAGGAUCAACUAGCUGCAUUUCUGAACACAGCAGAGGCCUUAAAAAUCAAAGGAUUAGCCGAUGGGGACAGAGACAGGAAGAAUGAAAAGCGAAUUUUGGAGAAAGCCAUGCGUUCUUCAUCUCCUUCAUCAUCCUCCAUCAGCAGACCCCCUAAAAGAGUUCGCAAACAAUCCAAAGAAGAUACACCUCCCACAGAAAAGACUCAACUACCUCAGCACCAACUGCCUUCUCUCGUCCGCAUUCCACCUACAGCCGCAACUCCUGUCGCAGCGCCCAAUGAUCGAAAUGAAAGCCCCGUCCCUUCCCCAACAGACAGCCGUCCUGAUGACGAUAUGCACUCAAACUCGGCAGCCGACAACCUGAACAUUGAAAUUGACGACGGUGAAGAAUAUUCUAUCGUUGAACCCAAAAUUGAAACGGAACUUGAAGCUGAUUACAGUGGCGGCAGCGGGGAUGAAGAGGACUGGAGUGAUUCCGAGUAUCCAUCCAGGAUCGACGCAUCACGCGGAGAACAAGGCUGGAACGAUGACGCCGAUGGACAUAUGAGCGGAGAAGGACAAGCACAUCUGGAUCAUGUUGACCUGAAUAAUUCUGCAAGAGGAUUAGUCGGCAGGUGGACGAAGCAAACGCACGUUCGCGCACCACCGAAUAUGACCCACCACCUCCACCAGCACGAGGCCACCACUGCCGACGCCAACACCACCACCACCAACACCAAUCGAUCCAAGUCGCGAAAGAAGGUUUUGCCGAACCAGCUGGGCAGGUACGAGUGCCAUCGAUGCGGCCGCUCAUACAACUUGUAUGGCAAUCUGCGACGCCAUUGGCGCUACGACUGCGGCGAUCAGCCACCCCAGUUUGCCUGUUCCCUAUGUGGCCGCCUGUUCCGACGCCGUUCCAAUCUGCGAGCCCACGCCGUCCGCAGCAACUGCCAGCCCCUUACGCCCGUCAACAUUUGAGCGAACGAGGAAAUCUUUACGUGAAAAAGAAAAAUUAAACAAACCGUCCAUUUUCAACGAUUUUUUCCGCAACGGAUAUCCAUUUACCUUUCCUUACACCCCUUUUUUUUCCCCUUAAAUUAUAUAAAUGCUAUGAUCGAUUUUUUUUCAGCUUUUUUUUUUUUUUUUUUGUUGGUUCCAGUUUUUGAUGAUGGACGUACCAAAAUAUGGCCACGUGUUUAUUUAGCUUUGGCCAACGAUGAUUGUGUUUCCGCUGAUGUGAUUCCGGCCGAUUAUCAAAAUGCUUUACCGAUAAUAGUGGUGGUGACGAUCUAAGGAUGAUAUUCCGUGCCCUCCUAAACCUUAUAACGUGUCAUUAUUUUUAAUUUUUUUUUUCUUCUUUUUCUUCUUCCCAUUACGUAUUUGUAAUAUGAUCAUAGGGGAAACCAAGAUAUAGCCCUCCAUUCGUCGUACGCGCAUAAGACUAAAGUUAAGAAAAACGGCCACUGUUGGCUGCAAUCUAAC
This is a messenger RNA of Daphnia carinata, 2161 nucleotides long. Its product is annotated as protein tramtrack, beta isoform-like. Gene Ontology annotation, cellular component: nucleus. Lineage: Eukaryota; Metazoa; Arthropoda; Branchiopoda; Diplostraca; Daphniidae. Gene Ontology annotation, biological process: regulation of transcription by RNA polymerase II. The coding region runs from base 404 to 1657 and encodes 417 amino acids. The record is from RefSeq and is a predicted model, not a curated record. Gene Ontology annotation, molecular function: protein binding. The transcript is spliced from 7 exons.